GCAGCUGGUGCAGCAGCGUUAACGCUCAUGCGGAUAUCUGUCGGCUUUGCCGCAGCGCCCCGGGCACCACAGUGUGCGGCUGCACAGUCGCCGAGGCACAGAUACUGUGCAUGCGCUCUGGGAGCCCGAUAUCCCCUAUGUUGUAGCCGGCAUAGCGAAGCCUAGAGCUGCGUGGACACAUUUCCAGCUCAUUACUGCAGAUAACGGAGAACAACGACUGCGGCGGUGUUGUCCGCGUGUGCCAGAUACGCCGUGUCCGCUAAUACGAGAUGAGUGGCCCGAAGGCGGCUGAAACCUAAGUGGACGGGUGGCGGGGAGAACGACCGUGAACAUGGGAUACAGGAUCCCCGGGGCAGCAAUGGACCGCGUCAGCCUGUUGUGGCGCCUGCGUCGAAGGGCACGGCGGGGGGCCUUCUGCAUGGCGCUCUUUUGCGUGGCAAUGGGCCUCCUCUAUGCUUUCUGCGCAGAGAACAGUGUUCCAGUUACAGAUGCCAUCUUCGGUGUGCAGGCACGCACUCGGGCUCAGCCUAGGGCUCAUGCUCUGGCAAAAGCACUACGGGCGAACAGCGGUGCCAACACCAAGCCCAUCUAUGUGAAUCCUCAAAAUCUGCCUGGCAUCAUCCCUGGAGAUCCUCGCCAUCCCAUCCCCAUACUGUCUCAGCUGCCCUCUGCCAAUGGCACACCAGUUGGACCAGAUGAGAUUAAGGCACGACGCAGGGAAUUGGGGGCCAGGGGGCUUCUCUCCUGGCUUUUGCCUCGACCAUUAAGGUGGCUGCUGGAGGGCACCUCCUGGAGCAAGAGAAGGAGAGGCAGUGGGGAUGGGGGUAUGGGGGAUGCAGAUCUCUUUGGACCCCAUGGCAAACUAGGGGAGGUGUGGAAUGAGGACAUGUCCACUGCCAUGCUUGGAAAGAGGCUGAGGAAAGUGGUGCAGAACUACCAGGCCAUGAAUAAAUAUGGGGUGCAGUUCCAGGGGACCAGCGGUUCCGGGUCAGGUCACAAGCUGAGCGGACCUGAACUCCUCUGCCAACUAAAGGAGAGGGUCGUGGUUACUACACUCACCUCUGAUUUAAAGCCCUUCUCAGGGCUACCCUGGAGCUCACAGCUUCCUCCUCGACCUCUGACCUCUGAUCUGGGGCCCUUCAAGAGCUGCGCGGUGGUCUCGUCAGCAGGCUCCCUUAGAAACUCCGGACUGGGGAGGGAGAUUGAUUCUCACGAUGCUGUGCUAAGAUUCAACGCGGCCCCUACGGGGGGAUAUGAAAAGGACGUGGGCACCAAAACAACAGUCCGGCUCAUAAAUUCCCAGGUGAUGGCUUCUGAUGACCACCGCUUUCUCUCCAGCUCUUUGUAUAGCGCUGGAACCCUGGUAGCCUGGGACCCUGCACCCUACUCAGCUGACCUUGCCGAGUGGUACAACCGAACAGACUAUCCCAUAUUCCAGCAAUACCAGAAGUACCGCCGCUUACAUCCCCAGCAACCGUUCUACGUUCUCCACCCACAAGUUGAGUGGCAGCUGUGGAACCGAAUUCAGGACAACAUGGCUGAGCCUAUCCAGAGAAACCCACCCUCCUCUGGUUUGCUUGGAACAGUACUGAUGAUGUCACUGUGCGAGGUGGUGCACUUGUAUGAGUUCCUACCUUCACGCCGCAAGACAGAGCUGUGCCACUACUAUCAGCGCUUCUACGAUGCAGCAUGCACACUUGGUGCCUACCAUCCACUCCUCUAUGAGAAGAACCUGGUGAAGAGGAUGAACCUGGGACCAGAUAUGGACAUUUACACCCAUGGCAGGGUCACUCUGCCUGGGUUCAGCACAUUAAAUUGUACUCUUAGUGCAACUCACUAACUAACAUACCGUCUCAAACUGGCACACAAAGUCGGUUUAAUUCACCGAGUAGGCACUGACUGCAUUCGUACUUUUUCCUGCCACCAGAACUAUAUCACUCGGGGUCUGUCCAAAAUAACCCCCCACUGUUCCAACUGUUGUAUUAGCUGUCACCCCAUCUAAUCUGUUUUCACUCUCUGUGUUGUGGAGAACAGGCUUUAACCCUUCAACUCGCUGUUAAGGUAAAUUUCUGGAUGCCAUUACCACCUUUUUUGAUAACAAUCUGUUCUGAUAUGUGGAGUUAAGGUGUGUAAUGUAAGGUUUCAGUUUGCACACAUUGCAUGUUGACUGAAAAAACAAUUGUAAUAAUGCAUAAUUUAAUUUA
This is a messenger RNA of Scleropages formosus (Asian bonytongue), 2204 nucleotides long. It is a transcript of the gene st6gal1, whose product is annotated as ST6 beta-galactosamide alpha-2,6-sialyltranferase 1. The record is from RefSeq and is a predicted model, not a curated record. The transcript has 8 exons. Lineage: Eukaryota; Metazoa; Chordata; Actinopteri; Osteoglossiformes; Osteoglossidae. Gene Ontology annotation, biological process: sialylation. Bases 332 to 1840 code for a protein of 502 amino acids. Gene Ontology annotation, molecular function: beta-galactoside alpha-2,6-sialyltransferase activity. Gene Ontology annotation, cellular component: Golgi apparatus.